AUGAGGGAAUGGAGCUUGGAAAAUGAGGUGGAAAGAUUCGUGAGCGAGGCGAGGAAAAGACAAGAUAAGAAGGACAAAACAAAUGAAGAAUGGAGAAGACAAGAAAAAGAAAAGCUCAUUGAAGAAAAGCCAAAAAAAAUUAAUGGAAAUGAGCUGGAGGAAGAACUAAAAGACAGGAAGCAAAAAAGGUUAAAAAUUGGUAUGAAUGAGGUAGAAAAAGCUGCCACAAUGAUGGAAGAAAACGAGAUUGUUGUGCUAGUGGAGACAUGGGUAAUGGAAGAUAAGGUGGAAAUAACAUGUGAGAGGCUGAGCAAAGAAUUCAAAUGGUGGGCGAAGCCUGCGACGAGAGAGAAACAGAGAGGAAGAGCAAAGGGAGGUCAUAUUAUUGGGAUAAAAAAAAAUUGCAAAUUAAAAUGGGAAGUCAGGGAAUGGAAAUACGGAAUGAUGUUGGAAGAAAGUAAGGAAAGUGAAAGUAUAAUCACAGUGUAUAACAAUGUAGGAAUGAGCAAAUUAGAAACGGAGCUAAGAAGGCAGAUAGAAGAAUGUGCAAACAGGGACGAAAGUGUGAUGAUCAUUGGGGACUUUAAUGCGAGAAUCGGAGAAGAAAACGUAACAGGAGAGGACGAAGGCAGAGUGAGGAAAAAAAGAAAAUCGAGAGACAAGACAGUAAACAGCGAAGGAAAAAAAUUACUAAAGAAGUGUGAUGAAGGCGAUGAGCAAGAAAUAGAGGUAAGAGUGGUGGAAAGAAUAAAGUCAGAUCAUCUACCAGUGUUGGCGAGAUAUAAGGUAAAGACAAAUGAGGAAGAGAGUAAAGAAGGAAGCUGCAUGUCAGAGGAGGAAGAGCAGGAAGAAAUUGGAGCAAAUAAGCUGAUCUGGAAGAAAGAAAAAAUACAGGAGUAUGCAGAAGCAACGCAGGAAGCACUGACAGAAGCAGUAGAGGAAAAAAACGAGCUUAAGUGGGAGGAUAUAAAGGAAAUAGUAAGAAAAGGGGCUGAAAGAAGCUCAAAGAAUUCAUCAAGGAUAAUAACAAAGAAAAAAAAAGAAAUCUGA
This is a messenger RNA of Microplitis demolitor, 1050 nucleotides long. Its product is annotated as golgin subfamily A member 6-like protein 22. The transcript is spliced from 3 exons. Lineage: Eukaryota; Metazoa; Arthropoda; Insecta; Hymenoptera; Braconidae. The coding region runs from base 1 to 1050 and encodes 349 amino acids. The record is from RefSeq and is a predicted model, not a curated record.